AUGGCUAUGGUGGCGUGGAGAAACACGGAGGGCGUCGGGGACCCCCAGGGGACCCUCUCCUCCCCGGUGUCCCAGGUCGCGCCUCUGUCUCUGUCCGGGGAGAUGACGGGACACAUGAACCCGGCGCCAUCUCUGGAUUUACCCCCGGCGGCUCCCCAGGGCGCACCGCAGCCCAACCCGUCCGGCGCCGCCACCGCGACCACCACCAACAUCAACACCUCCUCUUCCUCCUCCUCCUCCUCGUCCAUGGACAAGCAGCAGAGCCAGGUAAUCGAGUGCAUCGUGUGCGGGGACAAAUCCAGCGGGAAGCACUACGGACAGUUCACUUGCGAGGGAUGUAAGAGCUUCUUCAAGCGCAGCGUCAGGAGGAACCUGAGCUACACCUGCAGGGCCAACAGGAGCUGCCCCGUGGACCAGCACCACCGCAACCAGUGCCAGUACUGCCGCCUCAAGAAAUGCCUGAAGGUCGGCAUGAGGAGGGAAGGUACGCGCUGGCAUCCUCCUCUUGUUGCUCUGGCUGUCCAGCGAGGCAGGAUUCCCACCCAGUCCUACCACGGCCAGUUCGCCCUGACGAACGGAGACCCCCUGCAGUGUCACUCCUACCUGUCGGGAUACAUCUCCCUGCUGCUGCGGGCCGAGCCCUACCCGACCUCCAGGUUCGGCUCUCAGUGUCUGCAGAGCAACAACAUCAUGGGCAUCGAGAACAUCUGCGAGCUGGCGGCCCGCAUGCUCUUCAGCGCCGUGGAGUGGGCCCGCAACAUCCCCUUCUUCCCGGACCUGCAGGUUCCGGACCAGGUGGCGCUGCUCCGCCUCACCUGGAGCGAACUGUUCGUGCUGAACGCCGCCCAGUGCUCCAUGCCCGUGCACGUGGCCCCGCUGCUGGCCGCCGCCGGCCUGCACGCCUCGCCGAUGUCCGCGGACCGGGUGGUGGCCUUCAUGGACCACAUCCGGGUCUUCCAGGAGCAGGUGGAGAAGCUGAAGGUGCUGCACGUGGACUCUGCGGAGUACAGCUGCAUCAAGGCCAUCGUUCUGUUCACCACAGAUGCUUGUGGUCUCUCGGAUGUGGCCCAUGUGGAGGGUCUGCAGGAGAAAUCCCAGUGCGCUUUGGAAGAGUACGUAAGGAGCCAGUACCCCAACCAGCCCACCAGGUUUGGGAAGCUGCUGCUCCGCCUGCCUUCCCUCCGCACUGUCUCGUCUUCUGUCAUAGAGCAGCUUUUCUUCGUGCGUCUGGUGGGGAAAACCCCCAUAGAGACUCUGAUAAGGGACAUGCUGCUGUCUGGCAGCAGCUUCAACUGGCCUUACAUGCCCAUUCAGUAG
Molecule: messenger RNA, 1317 nt
Organism: Limanda limanda (common dab)
Lineage: Eukaryota; Metazoa; Chordata; Actinopteri; Pleuronectiformes; Pleuronectidae
Product: COUP transcription factor 2-like
Exons: 3
Coding region: 1-1317 (438 amino acids)
Biological process (GO): negative regulation of transcription by RNA polymerase II; cell differentiation; anatomical structure development
Molecular function (GO): retinoic acid binding; RNA polymerase II cis-regulatory region sequence-specific DNA binding; nuclear receptor activity
Source: RefSeq, a predicted model, not a curated record